Messenger RNA from Paramuricea clavata, 468 nucleotides. NCBI's taxonomy places the organism in Eukaryota, Metazoa, Cnidaria, Anthozoa, Malacalcyonacea, Plexauridae. The record is from the annotation of a GenBank genome assembly.
AUGGAUAAAAAUUGUAAAGCAUGGGGUCAAACCUGCAGGAGAUGUAAAGGGAAAGAUAAUUUUGAACGUGUUUGUAAAAGUAAACCAAGUGGAAAUUAUUUCAGAAAAGAAGAGAAGCCCAAGCAUGUCAGGCAAGUUGAGGACGGUGACAGGUAUGCUUUUACUGUAAGAAAUAGUAAUGAUACAAGUGCUAACAUCACUGUUGAUGUUGGGGGGAUACCUGUGCAAAUGAUUAUUGAUUCAGGUGCAACUUGUAACAUAAUUGAUCAGAAGUUGUGGGAGCACUUGAAAUUAGAAAAUAUUAGAUGUGAAUCCACUAUGUGUAAGCCAAAUGUCUAUCCAUAUGGCAGUGAGGAACCCUUACCUGUUUUGGGGAAAUUUACAGCAAAUGUCACUGUGGGAAAAAACAGUUUUAAUAUUGUCGAAUUUAUAGUGAUCGAGGGCUCGGGACAAGCCUUGCUGGGAUGA